AUGGGAAUUAUUUCAUCAAAAAAUGAAAAUGAUGACAGUCGCAUUGGGCCGUUGUUCGUAGCUACAGGAAAGAAUGUUUCUGUCAAUCUCAAUCGAAGUGUGCCACCGGCGACAAAAAAGGAUUUUUCUGUUAUGAAGCAUAUUCUAUGCUGUAAAUCAGAUACAACGAAAGUGACAGCAGUCAAGACACGUGUUGUUCAAGUUCAUUAA
Molecule: messenger RNA, 210 nt
Organism: Auanema sp. JU1783
Lineage: Eukaryota; Metazoa; Nematoda; Chromadorea; Rhabditida; Rhabditidae
Source: the annotation of a GenBank genome assembly